UUUCCACGUUACUGCAAAUUCUCACGAGGCUCUUCUACAUUUAAGAGUUACACAUCCAUUAGACGUCCUAUGGAUCAAUGCGCUAUGCAUCAAUCAGAGCAGCAAGGACGAGAGAUCGCAUCAGGUGAGCCAGAUGAGAUCAAUCUACAGUAGAGCGAUCGAAGUAUGGCUUGGCCCAAGCCAUCAUGGCACUGACCGACUCUUGGAUGUUAUUGAACAUCACCGCAAUGAUUGAAAGUUCGACGAUCAGUGGAAGGUUGUGGCCUUCUCCUAGACCCUGCACUCAUAGGCAGUCUUCGUUAUCUCGAGAACAGACCGUACUGGACUCGUAUUGGAUCAUCCAAGAAGUGGUAGUUGCCAGAUGUGUCAAAGUCAUGUGUGGCGUACUAAGCGUCAGACUGCGAUCGUUCCUGAUAAGCACGUCUACCAUAGGCGUUGAACGUCAGAAGGCUCGGUACGCCCUGGAACCUAGGAGUUGAUUUUGAACGCAGAGGGUAGUCGUAGUACAGAACGAACACCCCGAACUGUACGACUCGACGCCCUUUGUGGCGGACAAAAAUCUUGCGGCUUAUGAUCGUUACCAUCCGUCCUGGGAGGCUCUACGGGAAACAUAUAAAGGGCCAAUAUAUGAAUUCAGAGGCUGGAAAUUGCAUAUGCACCAAAGAAGGUUUAUUUAUUUG
Macroventuria anomochaeta is the source of this 680-nucleotide messenger RNA. RefSeq lists its product as uncharacterized. The transcript has a single exon. Lineage: Eukaryota; Fungi; Ascomycota; Dothideomycetes; Pleosporales; Didymellaceae. The record is from RefSeq and is a predicted model, not a curated record. Bases 186 to 479 code for a protein of 97 amino acids.